Trifolium pratense (red clover) is the source of this 1125-nucleotide messenger RNA. RefSeq lists its product as uncharacterized. NCBI's taxonomy places the organism in Eukaryota, Viridiplantae, Streptophyta, Magnoliopsida, Fabales, Fabaceae. Bases 60 to 575 code for a protein of 171 amino acids. The transcript is spliced from 2 exons. The record is from RefSeq and is a predicted model, not a curated record.
AAGGCGACCCGCUGUCUCCUUUUCUUUUUCUCUUGGCUGCUGAGGGUCUCAAUGUGCUAAUGGAGGCUAUGGUUGCGCGUAAUUUGUUUACGGGGUAUAACAUUGGCGAGCAGGGUUUGGUUUCGGUAUCACACCUUCAGUUUGCAGAUGACACUCUUCUACUAGGGGUUAAAAGUUGGGCAAAUGUUCGGGCUUUGCGAGCUGUUCUUGUGCUUUUUGAGACUAUGUCAGGUUUGAAAGUUAAUUUUAAUAAAAGCAUGUUGGUUGGGGUUAAUAUUUCUGAUUCCUGGUUGGGCGAAGCUGCGUCUGUUCUGUGCUGUAAGGUGGGAAAGAUCCCUUUCCUUUAUUUGGGUCUUCCGAUUGGGGGUGAUCCGAGGCGUCUGAGUUUUUGGGAUCCGGUGUUGCAUCGAAUAAAGAAUAGAUUGUCUGGGUGGAAGAGUCGCUUCUUGUCUUUUGGUGGCCGCCUGGUGCUGUUGAGAUCUGUCUUGACCUCUCUACCUGUCUAUGCUCUUUCCUUCUUCAAAGCUCCCUCAGGCCUUUUCUGUAGACAGGUGGCAGUGGCAUCCCGACCCUGACACUGGUUAUACUGUUAGUGGGGCUUACCAGCUCCUGAUAUCUCAUGCUUUGGUCACUAUGGAUGUUGCGGAUAAUCUCAUUUGGCACCCGCAAGUUCCUUUGAAGGUAUCCAUUCUUGCGUGGCGUGUUUUGCGAGACAGGCUGCCCACGAGAGUGAAUCUAGUUACUCGACGGGUUUUAUCUCCUACAGCUCACAUGUGUGUUUUUGGAUGUGGUGAAGCUGAGUCGGCUCAUCAUUUAUUCAUUUCUUGCGGUUUUGUUGGAUCUCUGUGGGAUUUAGUUCGGUCGUGGAUUGGCAUUCCUUUGGUGGAUUUUGGUUCUUUGCGUGAUCACUUUGUUCAGUUCACAUCUUCAGCAGGUGGAUCUCGAGCGCGUCGUUCUUUCCUACAGCUCAUUUGGCUUGCUUGUGUUUGGGUUGUAUGGACGGAGAGAAAUCACCGUUUGUUCAGAGGCUCAGCAGAUACGCCCCAUAUUUUGAUGGACAAGAUCAAGCUGUUUUCAUUUAGGUGGUUGAAGUCGACGAGCAUUACGUUAGCUUUAAACUACCAC